UGCCCUCCUCCUUCCUCCAGGCACCUGUACACCGAAGUUGAGGCAGGUCACAGCCCCGGCUGUCCAGGGAGCUGCCGGGUCACACACAGGGAUGAGAGCUGCCCUGUUGCUGCUUUGAAAGGCCCAGACAGACACUGGAAGAGGCUUGUGGAUGGUUCCGGAAGCUCACAACUUGCCCCCGUGGAGUAUCGUUUUGCUGAGUUCUCUGUCAUACUGCUCCCCUGACCAUGAACCAGCCAGAUGACCCCGACCCCAGCCCCGAGCCUCUGUGCGUGGUGUGCGGCCAAGUCCACUCCCCCGAGGAAAACCACUUCUACACGUACAAGGAAGACGUGGACGACGACCUCAUAUGCCACAUCUGCCUGCAGGCCCUACUGGACCCCCUGGACACCCCAUGUGGCCACACCUACUGCACCCUGUGCCUCACCAACUUCCUGGUGGAGAAGGACUUCUGCCCGGUCGACCGCAAGCCUCUGGUCCUGCAGCACUGCAAGAAGUCCAGCAUCCUGGUCAGCAAGCUCCUCAACAAGCUGCUGGUGACCUGCCCUUUCACGGAGCACUGCUCUGCGGUGCUGCAGCGCUGUGACCUCGAGCAGCACUUCCAAACCAGCUGUAAAGGGGCCUCGCACUAUGGCCUGACCAAAGACAAGAAGAGACGCUCACAAGAUGGCUGCCCAGACGGCUGUGCGAGCCUCACAGCAACAGCACUGUCUCCAGAGGUUACAGCCGCCGCCACCAUCUCCUUAAUGACAGACGAGCCCGGCCUCGACAACCCUGCCUACGUGUCCACGGCGGAGGACGGUCCACCAGCAAACAGCCCGUCCGACUCCAGCCGGAGCAACCGACCAAGGACACGACCCUUUGAGCGAUCCUCAAUCAGAAGCAGAUCUUUUAAAAAAAUAAACCGGGCUUUGAGUGUUCUUCGAAGGACCAAGAGUGGAAGUGCAGUUGCAAACCAAGCUGACCAGGGCAGGGAACACUCCGAAAAUACCACAGUCCCUGAAGUCUUUCCAAGAUUGUAUCACCUGAUUCCAGAUGGUGAAAUUACCAGCAUCAAGAUCAAUCGAGUGGAUCCCAGUGAGAGCCUCUCCAUUAGGCUCGUGGGAGGCAGUGAGACCCCACUGGUCCAUAUCAUUAUCCAGCACAUUUACCGGGACGGGGUGAUUGCCAGAGAUGGCCGGCUAUUGCCAGGAGACGUCAUUCUGAAGGUCAACGGGAUGGACAUCAGCAACGUCCCGCACAACUACGCGCUGCGCCUGCUGCGGCAGCCCUGCCGGGCGCUGCGGCUGACCGUGCUGCGCGAGCGGAAGCUGGGCGGCAGGAGCGGACAGGCUCUGGACACCUACGGGCCCCGCGACGACAGUUUCCACGUUAUCCUCAACAAAAGCAGCCCCGAAGAGCAGCUGGGAAUAAAGCUGGUGCGCAGGGUGGAUGAGCCCGGGGUGUUCGUUUUCAACGUGCUGGACGGCGGCGUGGCGGACCGACAGGGCCAGCUGGAGGAGAACGACCGGGUGCUGGCCAUCAACGGGCACGACCUUCGAUACGGCAGUCCAGAGAGUGCGGCUCAUCUGAUUCAGGCCAGCGAGAGGCGUGUUCACCUCGUCGUGUCCCGCCAGGUUCAACUGCAGGGCCCUGACAUCUUCCAGGAAAACGGUGACCACGGCCACUCUCCAGGGCCAGGCCAGAGGAGCAGCACUCCCAAGCUCCUCCAUCCUGCAGCUACCUGCCACGAGAAGGUGGUAAGUAUCCGAAAAGACCCCAGCGAAUCUCUCGGCAUGACCGUUGCAGGGGGAGCAUCGCACAGAGAAUGGGAUUUGCCCAUCUACGUCAUCAGUGUCGAGCCUGGAGGAGUCAUAAGCAGAGACGGGAGAAUAAAAACAGGUGACAUUCUGUUGAACGUGAAUGGGACCGAGCUAACCGAAGUCAGCCGGAGCGAGGCGGUCGCACUGCUGAAGAGCACGUCCUCCUCGGUGGUACUCAGAGCUCUGGAAGUCAGAGAACACGAGCCCCAGGAAGACCACAGCAGCCCGGAGGGCCUGGACUCCAACCACAACGCGGCCCCGCCUAGCGACUGGUCCCCGUCCUGGGUCAUGUGGCUAGAGUUACCACAGUACCUGUGUGACUGCAAGGAUGUGGUACUGCGAAGAAACACAGCUGGCAGCCUGGGCUUCUGCAUUGUGGGAGGUUACGAGGAGUACAAUGGGAACCAGCCUUUUUUUAUCAAGUCCAUUGUUGAAGGAACACCAGCAUACAAUGAUGGGAGGAUCAGAUGUGGCGAUAUUCUCCUUGCUGUCAAUGGUCGGAGUACGUCAGGAAUGAUACAUGCCUGCUUGGCAAGGAUGCUCAAGGAACUGAAAGGAAGAAUUACUCUCACUAUUGUCUCUUGGCCUGGCACUUUUUUAUAGACUCAGUAAUCACAGAAAGAACAAAAACAGGCUAAGUUGAAACGAUGUAUUUAUUGUGCCGAUUUUUAUAUUUAAAGAAUACACUGUAAAAGUAUUAGGAAAAGAAUGAUUUCAUGAAAGCUGGUUACACCACAGAAAAUGAUUCUCAAAAAUAAAAAAAAAAUAAAAUAAAACUACUGGUUUCUAUUCAGUGAGAAGAAUUUCUCAUUACUGCAUGACUCUGUGUCUUUCUAUUUAACAAGAAGUCCUUACACAGCUAAAAUGGGUUUAAUCGCCUACUGAAUUCAAAUCACUGAUUUCAAUUAAAAGUCUGAUUAUAUGCUGAGGUCUACAAAGGGUACAUUAUGGGCAUUUUUAAUAUAAAGCCAGAGGAUUUAAAAAAUUCAUUGGUAAGAAACGUUCUUUUCAUCAAAUGAAAAAUAUUUUUCAAAAAUUAUAGUUGUCUUCUAGUAUGUGAUACUAAUUAAGUUUACUUGAGUAACCAUUUAAAAGAUCUUAGUAUUCCAUUCUCCAAUACCGUGUUGUUUGUUACCAUCCCUGCCUUUGAGGAUUAUCCCUUAAAAUGCUCACAGAAUUAUAAACUUGUAUUUUCUGGGUUCUGAUAAGAAGCCUGAAGUUUCCGUCACUAAGUUUGUUUUCAUUCACAAAAGUCUAGUCGGAAACCGAGUGGGAACUCCGUGCACUGCUCCACCAUCGGGGCUUGGCAGUUGAUCACCGAAAGCCGAACCAGCUCCAGUCUGGCUCCGGAGGACGACCAGGGGUGACUCAAAUCUGCGUCUCAGGGACUGGUGAUUGCACAUGUGCCUACCAGAACCACGCUAAGGGCAAGUUUUUAACAGAUGCCACCGAAAUGCCUUACAGAUUUCAUUAAUUUGGACAUAAGUUCACCAUGAACCCAAAUUUAAACACUGAAGGCUGCUACAAAAAAUCUGUGAUAUCAAAAAUGAGUAUGAGUUCUUCCAUAUAUUAAGCAAGAGUGCCACCACUAACGACGAAGCCUCGUUUUAACCUGCAGACUUGGAGGCGUUUUCUGAUACAGUGCAAUCCCCGAUGUCCAAGGCGGCGUCUGAUUAUCAGGAAAACUGUG
Molecule: messenger RNA, 3492 nt
Organism: Tupaia belangeri chinensis (Chinese tree shrew)
Lineage: Eukaryota; Metazoa; Chordata; Mammalia; Scandentia; Tupaiidae
Gene: LNX1
Product: ligand of numb-protein X 1
Exons: 11
Coding region: 228-2405 (725 amino acids)
Biological process (GO): ubiquitin-dependent protein catabolic process
Cellular component (GO): cytoplasm
Molecular function (GO): ubiquitin-protein transferase activity; protein binding; metal ion binding
Source: RefSeq, a predicted model, not a curated record